Molecule: messenger RNA, 5616 nt
Organism: Cloeon dipterum
Lineage: Eukaryota; Metazoa; Arthropoda; Insecta; Ephemeroptera; Baetidae
Product: inverted formin-2-like
Exons: 23
Coding region: 291-5264 (1657 amino acids)
Biological process (GO): cellular component organization
Molecular function (GO): actin binding
Source: RefSeq, a predicted model, not a curated record
CACUCGCACAGUGUGGGAUUGCGCGCAGCCGCCGCACAGUGACUUUGCUCUUGGUGCUCGGCCGUCGUGUGCGUUUGUUGCCUCGUGUGGUGCUCAUUCCGCUGCGCGCUUAUUGGAUUUGGAUUUUUGAGACGGCAAGCUCGUGUGUGACACCAUGGACCGGUACGGCUGAACCAUUACCGAGAUCAAGGACUGAAGGUGAUUCACCCGUUAUGAGAGGCUGUGCGGCGGCGUCCUGAAAGUGAAACCGGCGAUUCUGACCUCGCCGCGCGGCGCCAGCUGCAGUGACCAUGGACUCCCAAAUAGGCCUUGAUUACAUCGUCGAGAACCGCGACUACACGGCUAAAUUGGCUCUGGCGCUGGACACGAGCAACGAGACAGUGAAGAAGCAGGUCUUCGAGCUGCUGUCGGCGCUGUGCGUCUACAGUCCGGAGGGCUACGCCCGCGCCCUUGACGCACUCGAGUUCUAUAAGACACACAAGAAUGAACGCUACCGCUUCAAGAUAAUCGUGACAGAACUGAAGGAGACUAGCAGCCUCGAGUACCAGAUCGCACUCCUGGCUUUUGUCAAUUGCCUCAUCAUCUCAGUGACCCAGCUCAAGGACAGAAUCCGCGUCCGCAAUGAAUUCACAGGACUCAAACUUCAUGAAAUGCUCUCAACCUUGCAGAGGAGUAUAUCAGAAAAUCCUUCAAAACUGAGUCAGGAGCUGCGGGUGCAGUUGGAUGUUUUCUCUGAGCAGAAGGAAGGUGACGAGGCUGCCACUAGGACGGACGGCUCCCUGAGCUCGGCGGUGGAUCUGAACUCGCACCUAGAUGUUUUCUAUGUUAUCUUAAAUCAGGUUGUAGACACGCCGCAGGAGAUCCCGUUCCUCAACAUCCUGCAACACCUGCUCAGCGUUGACCCCAAAGAAGCGUCAAGUGACAUAAUUUGGGACGCGGCCGAGACCCUGGUGUAUCGUGCGACGCUGCUGGAGUCGCGCGAGGAGGCGAGCCGCCUUCUGGGCGCACACGCACGCAGCCAACCAAAACUGCAGGCCGGGGGCGAGCGCUCGUGCUUCUGCAACUGCCACCGGGAUGCGGACGGGGGUGGAAAGCGGAAGCAGUCCGGCGCAUCGCCGCUAGUGCUGCCCCCGGUGCCAGCGGCGGCUCCACCACCCCCGCCGCCUCCUGCGCCACCGAUGGCUGGCGGACCGCCGCCGCCACCGCCGCCUCCACCCCCAAUGGCCAGGGGACCCGCUCCCCCGCCCCCACCGCCACCUAUGCUGUCGCCAACCAGCGCCGCGCAGAAGAAAAUUUCCAUUGCGGCGGCCCAUGAAGCUGCUCUAAGUAGGGGCGGCCACCUGCACCCAGGGUUGUCCGAAGCAGAGGUGGCCUCCCUGGACGCCAUCCGCCUGCCCCAGCAAGACACACCCGUGCCCAAGGCCAAAAUGAAGACCUUCAACUGGAACAAGAUUCCGAAUAGCAAGGUUGUCGGCAAAAACAACAUUUGGUCGAUGGUGGCACAGAGUCAUAAGCACUCGCCGAUGGCCGACCUGGACUGGGCGGAAAUGGAAGGGCUCUUUUGCCAGCAAGCUACGGCAAUCACCACGGCGCCAAUGCCGAUAACAAACUCUCCAAGACUGGGAGGCCUCAGGGAUGACACGCCAAGGAAAGAGAAUACAGAGAUAACUCUUUUGGAUGGCAAGAAGAGCUUAAAUGUCAACAUAUUUUUGAAACAGUUUAAAAGUAGCUCGCAUGAGGAUAUUGUAAAACUGGUGCAAGAAGUGCAACCUGACGAUAUCGGCGCUGAAAGGAUGCGAACCCUUCUGCGCUUGCUGCCAGAGCUGGACGAGCUGGAGAUGCUGACCUCAUUUGACGGCGAUAAAAAUAGACUGGGAACAGCAGAAGCAUUUCUUUUGAGACUGAUCAAAGUGCCUAAUUAUAAGUUGCGAAUAGAGAGCAUGCUGUUGAAGGAGGAGUUUAAGACCAACAUGAAUUACUUGGAGCCCAGCAUCGGAGCCAUGAUUGACGCAGGAAGAGAUGUGAUGGAACACAGGUCGCUGCAAGAAGUUCUUUAUAUGGUUUUGGUAGCUGGAAAUUUCCUCAACUCAGGUGGAUAUGCCGGAAACGCUGCUGGAGUCAAGUUGACCUCUUUACAAAAACUCACCGAUAUCAGGGCAAACAAGCCCGGCAUGAAUUUGCUGCACUUUGUCGCAAUGCAAGCGCAAAAGAAGAACGAAGACUUUCUGAGGUUCCCUGACCAACUGACAGUAUUAGAGGAAUCCACGAAAACAUCCGUGGAGCAGUUGCAGAAUGAUAUAAACGCUUUAGAUGCCAGAAUCCAAAAAUUGAAAAAGCAAAUCGAGUUGCCCAGCACUGAAAUUGAAAUAAAAAAUGGAAUGAUGGAGUUCAUAGAGUACGCUGAGAAGGCCGUUGUAAUGCUAAAAGAGUUAAUGUGCGAAUUGGACAGCGUGAAAAAACUACUUGCCGACUAUUUUUGCGAGGAAUACUCGUCCUUCAAAUUGGAAGAGUGUUACAAAACUUUACACACUUUUUGCGUCAAAUUCAAGCAGGCCGUUGCAGACAACGCCAGGCGACAACUUCAAGACGAACAGGCCGCCGCCAGACGAAAAGUGAGGGAAGAGCAGCUAGCUGAAAAAAGACGCCAACUAUUUUCAAGUCAAUCUGGCUGUGCACUGGACUCUGAAUGCAGCUUACAGGAGUCUCUCUUUGGUUUGACACAAAAGAGAAGCUAUUACGACAGCAAUAAAGCGAGAAAAGUGCCGAACGGCUCAACGUCGACGCAAGGCCUCUCGGAAGAAGAUGCCUCUGUCACAAGUUCUCCGGCAGUUACCAGAAGAAGGACUGGUUCCUUUUCAGGACCAAGUGCUGAGCUAGGACAAGCACCACAGAAUGCCCUUGGCCAAGAAACCUAUUCACCAGAUGUGACACCAAACGGCACAUUGAGGAGAAGGAGAAGCAGGGUUCCAUCCGAAGAGGACGACUCCAGUUUAAUGGACUUUUUGAGGGCAUCAGGCCAGCAAGCAUCGGCCGCUGCUGAAUCGCUCAAAGACAGAAAGUCAUGGGGAAGCUUAGAUCGUUCUUGGGCCCGACGCGCAAGGGGAAGUGGACGAAAGCGGCCGGAUCUGUUGAGCGCCGACUUUAGCGGCGACCGUGAGAGACCGAGCAGCCCCUCGCUGCCCGUGGUGGAGCCUGCGGCGUCCACAGGUCCCGCCCGGCCGCCAGUCUUGCCGAGUGGUUUGACGCCGACCGACGACGUGGAGGGUAAACCAAGGUGUGUCAUUGCAAGGGCUUGGAGGCAAAAAAUCGAGGCGUGGCUAAUGGACAGUGAGAAAGAAGAAAAGAUGAGCGAAGAGCAGCGGCGGAGGCGUCGGCCACCCGCGAUGAAUCGCCGCUCCACAGCCGAAACUUCAACCGAGUCGGCAGAGGGUGAAAACAGAAACGGGUCGGGUAUCUUGGACACUCUCCCGGAAGAGAAAACGGGCUCUUACCGCAGAGUCUACUCCGACUGGAAACCUACCAUUGAGAAAACGGACGUCGUCGGUGCCAUGGAAGCGAUAGCAGAGGCACAGCAACCAUCAGUGGCCAUAACUUUGAAAGACAAGUCAGCCUGGCGGAAAUCGAAUUUGAAUGCGAGCACCGACGAGCCUGAUGUUAACGCUAGAAUGCUGAGAAGAUUGCGCUCGAGGACGCAAAUCGAUAAUCCAGACGAUGCCGACAGCUCAACCAAAGAUACUCAAAAGGAAUCCAACCCUGUGAUCGACUCGCUCAGCCGGAAAAGCCAGGAUGAUAAGCUGACAUUGUACCUGAAAACUCCUUCAAACACACCGGAAGCGCCAAAAAGAAAUAGGGAGACUCCAAGACCAACCUCACUUUUUAUACAACAAAGUGCGGCACCAUCCACGCCAAGUCCAAGCACAACCGCGACUAGCUCGUUGCCGUAUUACGAAACAGACUUUAGUGCCAACUCAGUGAAUACCAGCACCAGGUACGUCAAAAAAUCUGACCUUCCACCUGUGGACGUGCUGGCGUCACCGCUUCCCAACCGGCGCCUCAUGAAUAACGGCGGUGGAUCGCUCGAUAGGAAGCUUCUGCGAGAUUCGAUGGCUGAGUACAGAAUCCCGCAGAGUCCACUGAUGCGACGCAAAGAAUACCCUCUGGUGGAGAGAGAAGAGGCGCCGCCGUGCGACCGGCUGACCAAUAUGCUCAAGCACGAUGCCGAGGAUAACGAAUUGGGAGACGGCAGCAAAUUCGACAGGUUCUCGCCCGCCAGACGAACUACCAGGAGGCCCUUGGUCCGCACGGGCACCAAAGACAGCGACCUUGGAGUGCCCAAGGACGAGCCAAAGCCGGAGGAGGUGAUCAAAGAUGUAGCGAGUCCUAUUCUGAAACUCGAAAAGCAGAAAGCGGUCGAGUCCCCGGUGAGCGAGAAAACGGAGCCCAGCUGGCCCUCGAAGCCGGUCACCGGCAUCAACAAGUCUCUGGCCGAGAUGCUGACCAAGAGCGACGAGCCCAAUAAGAUCCGGCGUAGCAGCUCCGAGUCCAUCAAGCGUCCAACUGCCUUGCUCUCGGCGCGCACGACCAGCAGGGCCGCUAAGCCGAUCGCCGAGCAGCCCAAGGCCAGCAGUCUGCUGCAGCGCACGCAGUCCCUGGGCAGGUCGGCAGCUGCGGCGCCGGCCGUCAAGGAGGACAAGCCGCGCCUGGUGCGUCAGCUGUCCCGGACGCCGAGCCAGACCCUGGGCAAGGUGGGCGCGGAGCAGGUGGAGCGGACUAGCUCGAUCAGCAGCCUGCGCAGCUCCAAGAGCUCGAUCGCCAGCAACCCGCCGAGCAAGCAGCCCGUGUGGGUCAAGCAGGACGCGAGCAACACGCCGCGAAGGGCCGUCAAGGAAGCGCCGCCGAUCAGGGAGAAACAGGAGCCGGCGCCAAAGAAGACGGAAACCAGGUUCGGAUACACGCCGAGCAGUCUGGGUGGCACCCAGAUCAAAAGGUCUUCCAGCAUGGCCAGCAGGCCCAAGAGGGGCGACAGCAUCAGCUCCAAGGAGAACCUGAUCAGCCCGAAGACGGUGGCGCCGCCAUCCAGCACCAAGCUGACGCGCAACCGACCCACCAGCCUCAGCUUCAUGCGUCCAACCGCGGCCAGCACGAGCAAGGAGGCGAGUCAGGGGCCGGGCCCCGGCGAACCUCAGAGCCCCGGCGUCGCCUUCGGCUCCAGCAGAAUCCACAGGCUGGCCAUGAAACCAGUGGCGCAGGCGAAAUGGACCUGAUUUUAUUUAUUUCAAAAUUACGCCUCAGUCUUUAUUACGGUAAUUUUUUUACUUUGAUUUAGUGAUUAUAAUUUUCGCGUAUAAAACAUCGCGUUACCAGUGCCGAUUUCUUUUUACGAAGUAUUAAAUAUGUAUUAUUUGAAUUUACGCAAUUCAGUCUCUCUCACCCAACAUUUUGUAACGUAUUAACGAUUUUAUUGUAACACAGCAUGCGAUCCUUUAACGUGAGUUAUGUACUUUCUGAGCGAAAAUCGUUUUAUUUAAGUCAACUAUGUGUGUCUUCUUGAAAAACAAUUAUAAAUUACAAAAUAAAGAAUGCUCAUUGUCAGUCGCACCGGAACUGCAAUUAUAA